This is a messenger RNA of Drosophila bipectinata, 591 nucleotides long. It is a transcript of the gene JTBR, whose product is annotated as jumping translocation breakpoint protein JTBR. NCBI's taxonomy places the organism in Eukaryota, Metazoa, Arthropoda, Insecta, Diptera, Drosophilidae. Gene Ontology annotation, cellular component: spindle; centrosome; midbody. The record is from RefSeq and is a predicted model, not a curated record. Gene Ontology annotation, biological process: mitotic cytokinesis.
AGAGUGCCAUUCCACAUCUCUCAAAAUGCUCGAAAACUGCCAAAGACACCAUAUGCUGCUCGGGCUCGGCGCCCUUACAGGAGUGACCAUCUUGGUGCUCAUUGUGGAGUCCAGGUACGCAGCUGAAGGACCCCGCCGUCGGGAGCAACAGUUCGUCAUCGAGAACAACUCGACCUGCUGGCGGCACGAGAAGUACACAGUGGUGCAGGAGUGCCAUCCGUGCUCGGAGUUCGACAUAGUCAGUAAGAGCCUUGGAGUCUGCAUCCAUACCCACUACAAGGAGCUGCUGCGCUGUCAGAGCGGAGAGAUAGUCACCAGAAGCUGCGACCGGGUGGCCCUCAUUGAACAGCGAAACUUCCUAAAGUUCGAGAUCCUAUGCUUCAUUGUGGGAGCACUUAGCUAUUUGCUUAGCUACGCCCGGGAUCGGAUCCUGUCCAGGCGUACCUACAUGAAGAUCGAACGGCAGCUGAACCGAGUACAGUAGCAUAAGCUUCCAGUCACUCCUCCAUCCAAGUGAUACUCAUUGUCAGUAGUGAAGGUACAUUGUUUAAUUUAUUUAAGUACAUACACUCUUGAAAUACCUUGUUAAUA